Molecule: messenger RNA, 2388 nt
Organism: Oncorhynchus keta (chum salmon)
Lineage: Eukaryota; Metazoa; Chordata; Actinopteri; Salmoniformes; Salmonidae
Product: erythropoietin-like
Exons: 6
Coding region: 489-995 (168 amino acids)
Biological process (GO): nucleate erythrocyte development
Cellular component (GO): extracellular region
Molecular function (GO): hormone activity; erythropoietin receptor binding; cytokine activity
Source: RefSeq, a predicted model, not a curated record
GCUCAGCGCAAUACUUUUAUUUCAUUUUUAUUAUAUAUAUAUUUUUUAUUAACAUUUGAUUUGUAUUCAGAUUCUUCAGGGGAUGCUGUAGCACCUUCAGCACCCCUACUUCCUGCGGAUAUGGCACUGCCAACAAUCCUAUGUUUUACAAUUUAAAAAGUGUUUUCUCCCUUUAAUUGUAAACAUGGUAGCGAGGCCUACACACAGACACUGGCCCUGUUUUGUCAUUGACCAUGAAAUACUGCCAGCCAAAAGAAUACUGAGAAAAUAGGACCAUUUCAGAUGUAGCCUAGAGACACCAUGUUGUGCAGGAAUUCAGUGGCUGUUGGAUCAUCACAAAGACAACAAUAUGAUGAAGAAGAGUCAGACACCACAGUGGGCCCACUCUGGACUCGACCGAAGAGGCCAACUUUCUAUUGCUGGACAACCUUCUCUACUUCUAAACACUUGAUCCUGAGUUUACUUCAGGACUCUUUACAUUGCUGCUGAUGCUGUUGGAGUGGACCAGACCAGGCCUACCAUCCCCCCUGCGGCCGAUCUGUGACCUGCGGGUCCUAAAACACUUCAUUGAAGAGGCCAGAGAUGCCCAAGCAGCCAUGCUGACUUGUAAAGAAGGAUGUGGUCUUCCAGAGCCCGUCACUGUUCCCCAAACCAAAGUAGACUUCAGCAUCUGGGAGAGGAAAAAUGCACUGGAGCAAGCUCAGGAGGUACAGUCUGGCCUGUGGCUGUUAAACCAGGCCAUUGGCUCGCUACGAGCCUCCGUCACCAACACAGCGUUGCAAAGCCACAUAGACAACAGCCUCAUAAACAUCUUCAGAAUAGGAAAGGUGCUGCGCAGCCUCAACAUCCAGGAGUGCAACCCUCCAGCAGGAGGAGUGUCUGGAGGAGAGGAGACAUGGCGGGUGUCGUCUGCUUCAGAGCUGCUUCAGGUCCACGUCAACUUCCUGCGAGGCAAGCUGCAGCUCUUACUGUCCAACGCGCCCAUCUGCCACUAGGGCGGCAGCUGAUUGGGGCUCUCCGAGGCGGGGCCGAGUUGAUUAGAGCUUCCCGAGGCAGGGGGUGGGAUCUGACACUAUUGACCCUGCUUGUUGCCAGGUAGAACUCUAAAAGAUGAGUGGGUGGACCAGAUCUUCACAGGAGAGAAUUAAUCUAUAUGGACAGAACAGUUCCUAUUGGACUUUAAAAGGAAAAGAGCAGGUAGCACCUUGAACAUGGAGAUGAGGGAAGUAUGUGGUUAAGAAAUCACACACCGAAAAGGAAUGGGGCCUACAGAAUACACAGCUCCACAGCUCUUUAAUGGGCACUCUUCAGCACUUUGUGUGUGUCUGUAUGUCUUUUAGCAUGAGUGUGAUUCUGUGGCCCCUACUGCAAUGGAAUGUGACUUCUCAUUGCCAAGCCUGCGUAAUCGACGCAGAUUGCACAUGACGACACCUUGUUGGAGUUCUACUCAACUGUCAUUGACUGCCUAUCAAAUACCAGAAUGAGGGGGCCUAGCCUGUGCCACAAACUCUUCAAACACCACCUGCCUCGUUCUUAACACAAAACACUUCUCCAACUGCUGUCUAUCAGUGUCCUCAUAUGUAUUAUAUAUUGCUAAUGUAAUUACUUAUUUAUAGAGAUUUAUAUUUUUACUUUUAAGCUCCAGUUACUGUCAUGACUAUAGUAUUAUGAGAGAUAUACUGUAACUAGGAGCUAGAGACCACAGUUGAGCUCUAACGAUUGACCAUAAUGACUGUAUACCACCACUGAACAUUGUUGUUAGUUAAGUCAAUAUCCAACUGUUCACUGUCUGUUACCCUUUGUAGAAAUGAUCUGUGUGUUUGUAUGUACUGGAUGUGUGAGAGAGUACCUGUUUGAAUGAGUUUUAUACAACUCCUUAUAACCCUAUUGAAUGGACUAGAGGGGGGAAGAAACGGAAUCAGAGGUUCAGUCGGUUGAAGGAGGAAAAGAUUGAGCGGAAGAGGGAGAGGGGGCUUACGUGAGAACUCCGAAGCUUUGCUGUGAUUAUCAGUGUCUGGUUUAUGCACACCAGCACUCAAAUAGAGCUUCGACGCAGAUAGCAUGACUGCCAGGAAAAAUAUUGAUUGGUUCUCAUGAUGAACAUCCUGCAUGCCUCUCUCUCUCUCGCCUUCAUUCAAGCAGCAGCCAAUCAAGCGCAAUCCUGGGAACCUUUGGAGUCGCUGACGUUGGGGAUUCUUCCAAUGUCGGGAUUAGUGUUUUUCUCCUGUUUUGUUUCCCGUCUUAAAAGUCUUUCAGUCACAGUGCAGAUGUUUGUACAUGUUUUUUCCUGUUUGUUUCAGAUGUUUUGUCCCUUCUAUUACACUGCCAUUUGGUAUUUAAAUACAAAAUAUUAUUCUUAGAUUAAAAGGAUGGAUGAAAACAACGUAA